Messenger RNA from Rhodofomes roseus, 2053 nucleotides. Its product is annotated as acetyl-CoA synthetase-like protein. Gene Ontology annotation, cellular component: endoplasmic reticulum; membrane. The record is from RefSeq and is a predicted model, not a curated record. Gene Ontology annotation, molecular function: long-chain fatty acid-CoA ligase activity. Bases 122 to 1852 code for a protein of 576 amino acids. Lineage: Eukaryota; Fungi; Basidiomycota; Agaricomycetes; Polyporales; Fomitopsidaceae. The transcript has 7 exons.
CUUACCUGCAACCAUGAGCGCCAACCCUACUUCCCCGCUGUUCGGCCACGACAACUGCGCAGCUAAUACGUAGGUCUUUAUUCGACGACGACGACGACGCGCUCGUUGAAGGUCCACAGCCAUGGUCUUGUCUGACUACCUCGUCACCGACGACCUCACUAUCAUCUUGGGUCUGGUCGCUGCCUGCUUGUUUCUCCUCCACAACCUCUACAAGCCCCAGUCUCUCGUGCAUCCCAUUCUCCUUGGUCGUCAGAGCGAUGCCGCACGCGUCAGGCAUCCUGGAGAGAGCGCCGUCUAUCGAAACUACAGUACUGGAAUGCUCGGGCGUUUCCCCGUGAGGCCUGGCAAAGAUGAGCAAGUGCUCCUGGACCUCGUAAAGCCUGGCUCAGAUGCGCCGCGGACGCUCUGGUCAACCAAAAUUACGAACCCAGAGCUGAGAGACCGGGCUGCGGCGUUCGGUACCGGGCUCAUUUCGGCUGCCAAACUGGUCCCACAGGAGUCAAACGUCCUCUUGUUGCUGAACGAUGGCAUUGAGUUCCUCAUCACCGACCUGGCGUUGGCUUCAUAUUCAAUCCCGUCAUUCGUGGUGUCCUCACUGUCGCUGCUGUCACCUGUCCUGGAGAACCACCCACCCUCAGUGGUUGUGACGGAUGUAACAUUGCUGCCACAUUUGCUGGAGACACUGUACGACUCUCACGACAGUGCUCAUCCUACCAUCGUCGUGGUCGGCGAAGUGGAUGCCAAGAACCUCCGCUCGGCUCAGCAUGUCCAGCUACUGAAUUGGGAGGACGUCCAGAGUGUUGGCUCUGCACAAGCGAAGUUGCCAUUCGCGACUCAAAACCCACGAGAUGUCGUCACGGUUGCAUUCCACGCCAAUGCACUUGGAGAACUUGAGGGCACACAACUUACACACGAAAAUCUGACUGCAGGUGUGGCAGCGACGCGCAAUCUGCUACCUCUGUCCAGUGCGAUCUCAUCGCUCGACACUAUUAUCUCCGCAUUCUCUCUGUCUACACCGUACGGCCGCGCUGUCGCGUACACUGCUAUCUACGAGGGCACUAGCUUUGCCACUCUAGACAGCACGCGACUCAUUACAGGCCCACCGACCACACCCCUUGACGCGCCGUACUCACCCGCCAGUCUGCUGGCCGACCUGCGCUCUGUAACGAACUACCCGAUCCCGUCGCCUACUGUCUUGUUCGUGACGCCCGCGCACCUGAACGCACUUUCCUCUGCCGUGAUUGAACAAGCGCGCAAGUCGUCGUUCCUGUACUCCUUCGCAUGGCGCCACAAGUAUGCGUCGCUGCUCGAAGGGUUUUUGACGCGCCAGAGCCUCUGGGACCGCCUUGUGUUCGAUGCGGCGCGUGUCAAGGUGCUCGGGAAAAUAGCGGGGACCAUCCGCGCUGCGGUCAGUGCUGGAGGCCCCAUUGAGUCGCAGUCACUUGUCCCCAUGCGCAUCGCGCUCUCCGUACCGAUCGUCAACGCGCACGUCCACCCACUCGUCGCCGGCCCCGUCUUUGCGUCCCACCCGCUCGACCUGCAGACGUUCCCGGCGCAAGAGGCGGAGACAAAGGCCUCCGCAGCGGACUCUUUCGCGUUCACGUACCUCGCCGCGGUCGGCCCUCCCUCCGUGAACGUUGAGGUGAAGCUGCUCGGCGUUGACGACUCGGCCAUCGAGAACGGCGGAGACCCCUUGGGGGCGCUGCAUAUCCGCGGCCCGAGUGUGGGCAAGCUGGUGCGCCGCCAAGAUGCUGAAGUUGUUGAGGAAGGCGAUUGGUGGGUGCCUAUCGGCCAGAGGGCGAGAGUGGUGCCCAAUGGCACGUUCAAAGUGGUCGCGAUGACCUUGAAGUAGGUGCGCUCAUCUCGAUGACAUACUGUAUCGACCUGUAUCGGCUUCCUUGUAUGUAGUAAGUACAAACCCUCUGAAAGCUGUUAGAUCGUGAUUCUUGCGGGACGAUAUAUCUCAAUGCUACAUAGUUUCACGCUGUGUGGAUCUGCUGUUUAGAUGAGAGCAUCUCUUUUUGGUCAGCAACGGAGACUAGUUUAGAUCCCA